UGUGGGCGUGGCCAGCUGGUAUUUAUCAGCAGUGGAGAUUUUCCGGGUGACUCAGUGACAGCUGCAGGACAAGUAGUGAAGUAUCCGACAUGCCUGGAACGCAGAUGGUCGAGGUCUAUGUGGUGUACUGUGGCGCCUGAGGGUACCGCCCCAAGUUUCAGCAGCUGAGGAAGGACCUAGAAAAAAGGUUCCCAGGCCAGCUGAAAAUUGAUGGCGAAGGUACCCCGACAGCCACUGGGUGGUUUGAAGUGUCGGUUAAUGGGAAGCUUGUGCAUUCAAAGAAGAAUGGAGAUGGAUACGUGGACAAUGCAAAGCUACAGAAGAUUAUGUCCGCCAUUGAGUGUGCUUUGAAGGGAUGACUAGGAAUCUAAUGGAGUUUACAGUGUAACUAGCAAAGGUGGGGUGAACUCUUGUUUCUUUCAUCUUAGCCGAGCACUUAAUGACGGGAAACGCUAAAACGCCGGUGAGCGGGGCCGCUCCCAGAUAACUCUGUGCAGUACACCAAGAUGAACCCAAUGACAGUCAUACAGCUUUGCUCUUACACUUUUUUUUUUUUUUUCUUUUUUUUUUUUUUUCUUUGAGAAGUAAUCAA
Messenger RNA from Hyla sarda, 592 nucleotides. It is a transcript of the gene SELENOW, whose product is annotated as selenoprotein W. Gene Ontology annotation, biological process: response to selenium ion. NCBI's taxonomy places the organism in Eukaryota, Metazoa, Chordata, Amphibia, Anura, Hylidae. The record is from RefSeq and is a predicted model, not a curated record. The transcript is spliced from 6 exons. Gene Ontology annotation, cellular component: cytosol.